Molecule: messenger RNA, 2652 nt
Organism: Pelmatolapia mariae (spotted tilapia)
Lineage: Eukaryota; Metazoa; Chordata; Actinopteri; Cichliformes; Cichlidae
Product: titin-like
Exons: 1
Molecular function (GO): protein binding
Source: RefSeq, a predicted model, not a curated record
AUGACAGACUAUUCUAGCAAUACUGUGUCUCUGACUUGGUCAAAACCAAUCUAUGAUGGAGGAGCCACCAUCAGUGGAUAUGUAGUAGAGAUGAAAGAAGCAACAGAUGAUGAGUGGAUUACAUGCACACCAAGCGCAGGUGUAGAGGACACAAAUUACACUGUGAAAAGACUGAGAGAAAAUGCAGAGUACAAUUUUCGUAUUCGCGCAAUAAAUGCUGCUGGAGUCGGAGACCAUGUGGAUCUACCUGGGUCUGUGGUUGCAGCCGAAAAAGUAGAAGCACCAGAGAUUGAGCUGGACGCUGCCUUGAGGAAGAUUGUCAGCGUUCGAGUCUGUUCCACUUUACAUCUCUUUGUUACCAUCAGAGGAAGGCCAGAGCCUGAGGUUAAAUGGUCAAAGGAAGGUGACACCCUCAGUGAGCGUGCUCAGAUCGAGGUAACAAGCUCCUACACUGUGCUACUCAUUGAAAAUGUCAACAGAAAUGAUACUGGGAAGUAUGUGUUGACAGCUUCGAACUGCUGUGGCUCCAAGUCAGCAUUCAUCAAUGUGAAAGUUCUGGACUCUCCCAGUGCACCAACAAACUUGGAGGUAAAGGAUGUAAAGAGGGAUUCUGUAUCCAUCUCCUGGGAGCCACCUUUGAUUGAUGGAGGAGCAAAGAUUUCGCACUACGUUGUAGAGAAGCGAGAGGAGACUAGAAAAGCAUUCACAAGCGUCUUUAGCAACUGCAUGAGGAAUUCAUAUAAGAUCGACAAUUUACAGGAAGGAUGCUUCUAUUAUUUUCGUGUCCUGGCUGUGAAUGAGUUUGGCACUGGGCUGCCAGCAGAAACCACAGAAGCUAUUAAAGUCUCUGAGGUGCCCCUGCCUCCUGGCAAGAUCACACUCAACGAUGUCACAUGCAGUAGUGCAAGACUCUCUUGGGAAAAACCAGCCCAUGAUGGAGGAAGCAAAAUCACAUGUUAUAUUGUAGAAAUGCAAGCUAAGGGAGAUGACACAUGGACAAAAUGUUCAGAGAGUAAAGCGCUCGAUGCAAUUAUUGAUGGCCUGACAAAAGGAAAAGAGUACUUCUUUAGAGUGUGUGCAGUGAAUGAGAAGGGAAAGAGUGAGCCAAAAUGCCUGCUGGCACCUGUGAUAGUAAAGGAUAGCAGUACUGAGCCUAUGAUUAGUCUGCUGUCCAACACAUUCAGCGUGAAGGCAGGAAAUGAUUUAAAGAUCGAUGUUCCAUUUAAAGGGGUACCACCACCAACAGCAACCUGGAAAAAAGACGGCAAUGCACUGAAAGAGACAAGCAGAGUAAACGUGAACACAUCUGACACGUCAUCUCAGAUCAUUAUCAAAGAUGCAACCAGGAUAGAUGUUGGUGUUUAUGAGGUGACCCUGACCAACUCCGUUGGAACCACCUCUGCUCAAACAUUUGUUAAUGUUUUUGAAAGGCCUGGUCCUCCAGCAGACCUCAGUGUUGAUGAUGUCAGUGCUGACUUUGUGUCUCUGUCAUGGCAGCCUCCACAUUACACUGGUGGAUGUCAAAUCACUAAUUAUGUUGUUGAGAAAAGAGAUACAGGCAGUACAUUAUGGCAGAGUGUAUCAGCUACAGUUGCAAGAACAUCAAUCAAAAUUUCCCGUCUGACACAAGGCACUGAAUACCAGUUUCGUGUUGCUACAGAGAAUCGCUAUGGAAAGAGCCAAUUCACUGAGUCAGAGCCUGUUGUUGCUCAGUAUCCCUUUAAGCCACCUGGCUCACCACCCAAUCUUCAUGUUGUGCAGGCCUCAAAGUCUGUUAUGGUCAUUGCUUGGAGCAAACCGGAGAGUGAUGGCGGCAGCCCUAUUAUUGGAUACCAUAUUGAAUGCAAAGAUCAAAGCAGUAUUCUGUGGAAAAAACUGAACAAAAGCCCAGUGACGGAAAAUCAGUAUAAGGUGACAAGUGUUGAGGAGGGUCUUAUAUAUGAGUUCCGGGUGUGUGCAGAGAAUAUGGCAGGUGUUGGACCCUGUAGCAAGCCGUCUGACCCUGUAGCAGCUAGAGACCAGUGUGACCCCCCAGGCAACCUCACUGUCACCAAUAUAACUAACACUUCAGUAACUCUCUCAUGGGACAAGCCAGAAUAUGAUGGUGGAGCUAAAAUAACUGGUUACAUUGUUGAGCGCAAAGAACUGCCCGAUAGUUGCUGGCUUAAGUGUAACUUCACAAACUUAUUGGACACCUUCUUUGAAGUGACUGGCCUCACAGAGGGUGAACAGUACAACUUUCGUGUUAUUGCAAAGAAUGCAGCGGAGCUCUUCAGUCCACCCUCUGAAACAACUGGACCUGUCACAGCACAGCACAAUGUAGAACCACCCAAUAUUAUCUUGGAAGACAAAUUUCGACAGGUGGUGGUUGUCAAAGCAGGAGACCUCCUAAGAAUAGAAGCUGUCAUCUCAGGCCGCCCCAACCCUACAGUAUUUUGGCUGAAGAAUGGUAGAAAUAUUGGCACCACAGGACGAGUUGAAAUAACUGCAACAAAAACGCAUACCUCUCUGCUUAUCAGAGAAAGUGUUAGGAAAGACUCUGGGCAGUAUACUCUUACUCUCCAGAAUACAGGGGGCACCACAUCUAAGGCUAUCACCUGCAAAGUACUAGACAGGCCUGGUCCACCUGCUGGACCCCUCGAAGUUUCUGGA